Molecule: messenger RNA, 1131 nt
Organism: Acipenser ruthenus (sterlet)
Lineage: Eukaryota; Metazoa; Chordata; Actinopteri; Acipenseriformes; Acipenseridae
Product: dolichol phosphate-mannose biosynthesis regulatory protein-like
Exons: 4
Coding region: 151-402 (83 amino acids)
Biological process (GO): GPI anchor biosynthetic process
Cellular component (GO): dolichol-phosphate-mannose synthase complex; endoplasmic reticulum membrane
Molecular function (GO): enzyme regulator activity
Source: RefSeq, a predicted model, not a curated record
CUCGUGUUAAACGCACAGUAGUCUUUGACGUGCUUAAGAACUACAACUCCCAGAAGACUUUUGUAUUUCAGCUGUGCUAAUUGGAAGGUUGGUUGUCCAAUCAGAGUAUACCGGAAGUAAAAGCGAAGGAAAUUGCACACGUACAAAAUCAUGGCGUCAGGUGUGGACCAGGCAGUGGGGAUGGGGCUGGUGGGCUUCAGCCUGCUGCUCUUCAUAUACUACACACUGUGGGUUAUCGUUCUGCCCUUUGUAGACAGCGAUCACGUGAUCCACGGCUACUUCCUUCCCCGAGAGUACUCCGUCAUACUGCCCGGCAUUGCUGCUCUCCUUCUCGUUUUAUUUGUUGGGACGUUUAUCGCGGUGGUAAUGUGGAAGAACAGAAAACCAAAGAAGACACAGUGAAGAGAGAAAGAAGCCCCAUUCAGAGCCACAGAAACAUUCCUGGAGUCUGCAGGGCGGCAGUGCUGUGUCUGCGGUUCAUUAACACAGAGAGAAUGGAGGGACAGUGGCUGUUCAAUUCCCCUUGAAACCCUGACAAGUACAACUGCAGAUUGAUUUUCAGUCAAAGGCUCCUUAUUUUAUUUGUAAAUCAAGUGUACCUUAGAUCAUUUCAGAAAAAUCUAUCACUGUGUAAACUGAGCUACUUACUGUGUGUAAGCUAUGUAGCAUCGUGUGCUAAAAUAACUAAUGCAGUGAAAUCCGCUUAAUAGAAUCGCUGGCUAGUUAAAACUACCCUAAUGGUGUAAUGAAAAAUCUCUUUGCUACCACUUUGUUUUAAGUGAUCAAAAUAAACAUGCUCACGUUAAGAGGUUUUCACUGUAUUUUUAACCACAUUUUCUUUGGUGUUACUCCUGUAAAAAUCCAGGAGGACGGCCUUACCUGAAGUAACAGUAGAUAGCCCUGGAUUAGUGAUAAUCCGGGUCUGUGAAACUCACUCUCUGUCCUCUCCAGAAAGGGUGCUGUUAUUACUUCCCAUCGUGCAAGGCUUGUAAGAAGCAGAUUUCAUUAUUAGCAUAGAAAGCGUUUAUUGCAAAAAAUAUAUAUAUAUAUAUAUUUUUGUUGUAAAAUAUUCGAUAAUUGACCAAGUAAAAAUAAAAUGAAGCUGGUUAGUCUUGUUUGUCUAAUGUUUUA